Tetranychus urticae (two-spotted spider mite) is the source of this 3156-nucleotide messenger RNA. Lineage: Eukaryota; Metazoa; Arthropoda; Arachnida; Trombidiformes; Tetranychidae. The record is from RefSeq and is a predicted model, not a curated record.
AUGGAACUUUUUGAUGAAUUUCUUCACGAAUCUGCUCUCGAAAUCCUGAUCGAUUUCGAUAAUUUUACACAUAGAGGUAGUGGUUGGAUGCUUCGAAAAGUCAACCUAUUGGAAAUACGAAUUGGUAAAUACAUCGCACUCUCAGGAGGUUGUCUCUUUUGGAAACUACCCGAACAAUUCUUAGCAAAAAGAUGUGUAGUACAGCUACAAACUUCAAGUAAGUGCUUUAUGUGGAGUGUUUUAGCAGCUCUUCAUCCAGCUGAAAACAAUCCCGGUAGAAUCUCUAAUUAUCAAAAAUUCAUUGAUAAUUAUGAUUUUGAUGGAUUCACAGAUGAUGUCAAAUUGGAUCGUAUCAAGUAUUUUGCUCAGAAAAAUUCGCUUUCAAUCAAUGUAUAUACAUUGACUUAUAGUGAAGAACUUGGUUUGUACCCUGUUCCUUUGUUCGUGAGCAAAGAACAAAUGCCAAAACAUGUGAAUCUCUUGCUAUACGGUCAACAUUAUUGGCCGAUAAAAAAUUUCAAUAGAUUCUGUGGUAGUAAACAAUCAAGAUAUCAUCAUUUUUGCUAUAAUUGUAUGACGGGAUUUUCGACAAAAAAAUCAUUAUGUGAUCAUGUAGAAAACUGUAAAAACUUCAAGUCUCAAAAAAUUAUCACUCCGGAAAAAGGUGCCAAGUUAAAAUUUGAUCAAUUCUCAAAACAACUCAAAUAUCCUUUUGUAGUUUAUGCAGAUUUUGAAACUUUGUGUAAACCUGUCGAAACUAAUCUUCACAAGCAAACAUUCGAGUAUCAAGAACAUGUUCCAUCAAGUUUCGGUUAUGCAGUCGUUGAUGCUUUUGGAAAAAUUAUUGAAUACGAUUCUUAUCGUGGAGACAAUGCCGGAAGAGUUUUUCUGCAAUCAAUGUGUAGAUUGAGCGAAAAAAUUCGAGACAUGAUCAGUGAUCGUCAGCGAACAUUCGUUAUGACGCCAACAGAUGAAGCAGCUUUUAUAAUUUGUGAGACGUGUCACAUCUGUGAGAUGCAGUUCGAAAACGAUGACAUAAAAGUGAAAGACCAUGAUCACAUGACUGGUAAAUACCGCGACGCUACUCACGUUAAUUGCAAUUUAUCUUUGAAAAUGCCUGAUGAUAUUCCUGUAGUAUUCCAUAAUCUUAAAAAUUUCGAUGCACAUAUUCUAUUACAAGGGAUCGAACGCAAAAUGUUUGACAAAAUUUCAAUUGUUCCGCAAAACAUGGAAAAAUACAUUUCUUUCACGUUUGGUAAAUUAAAAUUCAUUGAUAGUUUUUCUUUCUUGAGUAGUUCUCUUGAAAUUCUUGCUGCUGAUUUAGAAGAAACUACUAAAAACCGUUACUUAUCACAGUUAUUUGAUGUGAAUGAUCUGGAUUUCGUAUCAAAGAAAGCCAAACUUCCUUAUGACUAUUUAGACAGUUUCGAACGUUUUUCUGAAACAUGCAUGCCUGGAAUAGAGGAUUUUGCAAAUAAAUUGAAAUUUGAAAAUCUAGAUGAAGAAACUUAUCAAAAUAUGCUUAGUUUAUGGAAUCAUUUCAAGGUGAAAAAUCUUGGUCAAUUUCAAGAUAUUUAUCAGAAAAUCGAUGUUGCUUUGCUGGUUGCAGUGUUCGAAAAUUUUAGAACAAUCAGUAUGACACAGUUCAAUCUAGAUCCACCCCAUUUUUAUUCAGCUCCUGGUCUUACAUGGGCUGCAGCUUUGAAAAAAACUAGAGCUGUCAUUGAUCUUUUAACUGAUAUUGACAUGAUUAUGAUGAUUGAAAAGGGAGUAAGAGGUGGAAUAUCCUCAGCAAUGUGCAGAUAUAUAAAAGCUAAUACACCGGGAACUUCAGAGUAUGACAGCGAUAAACCCCCAAGUUUUCUCACAUAUCUCGAUGUAAACAAUUUAUAUGGUUAUGCAUUGCAACAAAAUAUGCCAAUUUCUGAUUUCAAAUGGGUCAAACCCAAUAAAUUUGAUCAUGUUUACACAAAUUACAUCGAAAAAGACCCGCAAGAUUCAGAUACAGGUUAUAUACUAGAAGUUGAUCUUGAUUAUCCUGAUGAUCUACACACAGCUCACAAUGACUAUCCCUUAGCUCCAGAUAAAUUGAUUAUCGAUGAUGAUCUGUUGAGUGAAUAUCAAAACAAAAUAUUGCAAAGCACUGGAUAUAAAAGAACAAAAAGUAUGAAAUUAAUCCCCUGUUUUCUGAAGAAGAAGAAAUACGUUGUACACUGUAAAAAUCUAUCUUAUUAUGUUAAACAAGGUUUGAAAGUCACUAAAAUUCACAGAAUAAUGCAAUUUGUUCAAAAACCAUGGUUACGAGACUAUAUUCUUUUGUGUACAACUAAACGUCAAGAAAGUAAAUCGGCAUUCGAAAAAAAUUUUUGGAAGCUCAUGGUUAAUGCGAUUUAUGGUAAAUCUAUCGAAGAUGUUCGCAAACACACUGAAAUAAAACUGGAGCUUUCACUUGAUGGAGCUAUGAAACAGAUGCGAAGACCAAUGUGUGAAAAGUUCUUUAUUUUGGAUGAAAAUAAAGCACUCUUCAAGAUGCGACGAAGAAAAGUUCAUCUUAACAAGCCGAUUUUUGUUGGGUUCACAGUUUUAGAGUUCUCUAAACUACACAUGUACCAAUUACAUUAUGAUAUUUUCAAGAAGUAUUUUGGUGAAUAUAUUGAACUGAUUUAUACUGAUACUGACAGUUUAAUAUAUCAUAUAAAAACAGAUAAUAUAUACAAUGAUUUCAAGAAACUUCAUUACAUAUUUGACUUUUCUGACUACCCUAAAGAUCAUUUUUCAGGAUUAUCGACAGAUAUCCACAAGAAAAAACUUGGUUAUCUUAAAGAUGAAAUGAAUGGAAAACACAUUCUGGAGUUCAUUGCAUUGAAGCCAAAAGUUUAUGCAAUGAAGACUGAAGAUUCAACUAAAAAAACUGCGAAAGGUGUGCAAAAGGCUGUUCUCAAAAGUAUGGUCAGUUUAGAUGACUAUAAGACAUCACUUUUCGAACUCAAACUAUUCCAUCAUGAUAUGAGAGCAAUAAGAAGUAAAGGACAUGCCAUUAAAUCCAUUCAAACACAUAAACUUGCACUUAAUCCAUUCGAUGACAAACGUUACUUGAAACUAGAUGGCGUUACUUCUUACGCAUUUGGUCAUUAUGCAAUCAACUGGAAUAACUAA